GCAGGAGGAAGCAGGAAGUAAAUUCCAUAAUAUUUGCGAGAUGGUCGACAGCUUUGCAGGUUGUUUAGCUUAGCUAAUGAUUUCAUUAUGGACUGCAGUUUACGAUAAUUCUGUGCACUUAUUCAGAAACGUUACACGAGCGGGUCAUCGCAUAUCGGACACAGAAUUGGAAACGUGUGAUCUGGCCACACGACUGACCCGGGUGUUUUUGCUGAAGUCACCAUGAGUCGUAGUCGGAACGCCCCCGCCCGGGGUCAGGGAGCCGCCAAGGCUAGACAGAUGGGGCUGCUGUUGGAUCUGGCCCCAGAUGGUGGCGGCGACCUUGAGGGAAAUGAUGGCGACUUGGAGGCGGAGCUUCUCUCCCUGAUUGGCGACGGGGGACCGCCACAGGGCAAAAAACAAGGUGGCGGAGCUCCAGUGCCAAUGGCAGAUAUUGAGCGCAUGGCUGCCCUCUGCAUGAAGGACCUAGAUGAGGAUGAGGAAGGAGAUGAGGAUCUUGAGAGCGACGCGGACCUCUUGGCGGAGCUAAACGAGGUUUUGGAGGAUGACGAGGAGGAGAAGGCCGUCACCCCUCCCCAAUCAAACGCGGCGCCCCGGUCCGCCGCCCAGUCUCCUGCUGUCUCGGGUGGGCUGGAGUCCCGUCUCAUUGAGCGCAUUGACAUGUACCAGACAGCCAUCAGCAACGCCAAGGCAGCGGGGGAGACCAGUAAAGCGCGCAGAUAUGACCGAGGACUGAAGACAUUGCAGUCCAUGCUGUCGUCAGUAAAGAAGGGAAAGCCAAUCAACGAGGAGGAGAUCCCACCUCCCGUCGCCACAGGCGGCAAGGCCUCACCAGCUUCUCAGCCAGAGCCAAUCAGAGAGAGGGAACAGCCAGCUCCAGAGCCGGCUCCUGCACCGCCGACCAAUGAGAAGCCCCUUCAGGAUGCUCCACCAGUGUCAUCUAAACCCAACCUCCUGGUACCUCCACAGAAGGCAUCUGCCAUCACCCCAGAUACACCACUUAUCUCUCCCCUCACCCCCAGCCAUCCAGACCCACAACAUUCAGAAGCAAAGAGCCUGGUUCUGAGCAGGCAGAGGGAGUACAAACUGGCUGCCAUCCAAGCCAAGCAGAGCGGGGAUACAGAGCUGGCCAAGCGCCACUACCUGACAGCCAAGAAAUUAGACACAGUGGUGGAGGCAUUGGACAAAGGGGAGUCAGUGGACACGAAGGCCCUUCCGCCCCCUCCUGGAGAUGCAGUGGUUGAAAGCCCAGCUCCUCCUCCCCAGUCCUCCUCCCAGCCCCCCACCGCAGCCGCCGCUCCUGCUCCUGCAGUGCCCCCUGUGGCCGAUGCCGCUCUCCCGGCCCCUCGCAACGUGGCAGAGGCCCUGCAGCAACGCAUGGAGAAGUACAAGCAGGCUGCGGAGGGGGCCAAGAGCAAAGGGGACGACCGCAAGGCCCGCAUGCACCAGCGCAUCGUCAAGCAAUACCAAGAUGCCAUCAGAGCACAUAAAGCUGGUCGUCCAGUCAACCUGUCUGACCUGCCUGUCCCUCCUGGGUGCCCACCCCUUCAGGGCUCAGAGGGUGGGGAACAGAACUUCAUGGGUGUUCUGGAGACGGCUAUGAAACUGGCCAAUCAGGACGCAGAUGCUGAGGACGAUGAUGGACCAGGGGAGGAAGUGGCAAAGCCGGCAGCAAAGCCCGCUGCCCCGCGCGCGAAGGCAGCGGCCCCUCCCCCACCCGGCACUGCCUCCCAGGGGACGAAUCCAGCCCCCAGUAAAGGCGCUAAACUGGGACCGAAAGCCCAGCAGCAGCUGGACUUCCUGCUGAUGCGCAGGCAGCAGUUUGUGCGCGCGGCUCUGCGCUCCAAGCAGAUGAAGGACAUGCAAGGGGCCGCUCUGCAUCUGCGCAACGCCAAGGGCCUCGAUCAGAUGAUCACCGCCGCCAAGGGGGGGCUGCCCGUCGACAUCACCAAGGUGCCCAGCGCUCCAGUCACUGAGGAGGACUACUCGCUGGCCCAGACCCGCAGCUCCCCGCUCUCCCCCCGCACCUCCGAGCAGUACACCCAGCUCAUGGAUCACCUGCGUCAGCAGCACGAGAAGUGCCUGGGAUACUCCCAGCAGUUCACUCACAUGGGCAAUGUCGCUGAGACCGCCAGGUUCGAAAAGCUGGCAGAGGAGUGCAUGCAGAACAUCGAGAUGCUGAAAAAGGCCCACGCCAAGGGCCGCCCCGUUCCCAGGUUCCACACGGAGGAGCGGACCUUCAACGGCGUCAAGAUCUUCCCAAACCUGACUGCCAAUGACUUGGUGCUGACCGUAGUAAAGGGCAUAAACCUGCCUGCACCCCCAGGAGGCUCUCCCAAUGAUUUGGAUGCCAGCAUUCGCUUUGAGUUUCCGUUCCCCAGCUCGGAAGAAGCCCAGAGAGAUAAGACUAGCACUGUGAAGAACACCAACUGUCCAGAGUUUCAGGAGAAAUUCAAACUCAACAUCAACCGAGGUCACAGGGCAUUCAAGAGGGUUGUUCAGUCCAAGGGCAUCAAGUUUGAGAUCAUUCAUAAGGGUGGGUUGUUCAAGACGGACAAGGUGGUAGGAACCGCCCAGCUCAAGCUGGACUCUCUGGAGACGCAGUGCGAGAUCAGACAGCUUGUAGAGGUUCUAGAUGGGCGGAAGCCCACAGGGGGCCACCUGGAGGUACGGGUGAAGAUUCGGGAGCCUCUGGGUGGGCCACAGCUCCAAACCAUAACGGAGAAGUGGUUGGUCAUUGACCCCAUCCCUGCGUCCCCGCCGAAAGAGAAGAUGGGGAGAAGAGGGGACCCAGGGCCUCCCCCCAGAAAAGAUGUUGCUGUUCCUAAAUCCAAACCUCACAGUGACCAUGGGAGAAAUGUGAACACCGGCCGUUCGCCUCCACAGUACAAGCUUCACAGCUUCAAGCUGCUACAGCACGACAGGGAGAGGAUAGAGUUGAAGAUCACCGAGUACAAGCGGAACAGGAGGGAGCCUCCACCAGACCUGCUGCAGCAGCACAGGGAGAUCAGUCACAGGAUGCAGUGGCAGGCAGCCUACCUGGAGAGAGCCUCACCCAGCCUGCUCACAGAGUAUGAUAAAGUUCUGCAGCGGCUUGUCCAGGGCCUAAGUGAGGGUGUGAAGAAAUAUUCCGGCCAGGGCAACAGGGAAGCUGCAAAGGAUGCACUGGGGAGAAUGAGGAUGGUGGAAAGUGAGCUGGAGAGUCUGAGGAGGAAGCGCGCAAUCUGAGCUAAAGUUCAGUGAGAAGACAGAGGGCGACUGAGGCUCGGGCUGGCAUGAUACAAGGACGUGCUCAUCAUACAAGGACAUGCGCGCGCGCGCGCACACACA
Molecule: messenger RNA, 3330 nt
Organism: Megalops cyprinoides (Indo-Pacific tarpon)
Lineage: Eukaryota; Metazoa; Chordata; Actinopteri; Elopiformes; Megalopidae
Gene: cc2d1a
Product: coiled-coil and C2 domain containing 1A
Exons: 29
Coding region: 223-3228 (1001 amino acids)
Biological process (GO): regulation of transcription by RNA polymerase II
Cellular component (GO): nucleus
Molecular function (GO): DNA-binding transcription repressor activity, RNA polymerase II-specific; RNA polymerase II cis-regulatory region sequence-specific DNA binding
Source: RefSeq, a predicted model, not a curated record